Bursaphelenchus okinawaensis is the source of this 625-nucleotide messenger RNA. The record is from the annotation of a GenBank genome assembly. Lineage: Eukaryota; Metazoa; Nematoda; Chromadorea; Rhabditida; Aphelenchoididae.
AUGACUAAAACACAUAUGGAAACCGUUACUCAAACUCUCGUCAAUUUCGAGAAUGACAAAAUGGUAAGCGCUUCAAGGCUGGUUUGGGUUAUAUAGUUAUAGAUUUGGUCUUGAAGGGAGGGGUCGGGUAGGGUAAUUUGUUUAGGGAAGACAGUUAAAGAAAGGAGGGCUUCUCAGGAGGAGGUUCUGGAUUUAAAAAGUUUUUUUUUUGUUUAUACAAAAGGGUGGUUUUACUUACAAACCUUAUCUUUGAACCUUCCAAACCCUAAAACAAACAAUUUUUUGCAACUCUAACCAGUCCACUUUCUUUCAGCGCAAAGCCCGUCCUUCUCGUCAAGCUCUUCAACGUCAUAUCAGUCUAAUUCAAACAAAACGCCAGAUUCAAAGCCGUCUGUCACUACUAAAACAAGUCCUGAUUCAGGAAGAGUUUGAGGACAAAGUGUUCAGGUUGAAUAAUACUCCAGAUGACACUUCUGAUGACGAACAGACAUCGUCAAGCAGCUCCAGUGAUUCUGGUUCAGAUUCCUCUUCUGACAGCGAUGACGAUGACUUUGGACCUCGUUACAGUUUAGUUAAACGGCCAAGACUCUCGAUUAUGUCAUCAAGGAAGAAGUCCAAGAAGUAA